Molecule: messenger RNA, 1788 nt
Organism: Symbiodinium sp. CCMP2592
Lineage: Eukaryota; Dinophyceae; Suessiales; Symbiodiniaceae
Source: the annotation of a GenBank genome assembly
AUGGCAUUGGGAAGUUCGGGGAAGAAGGCUAGGUCCAAGUCCACUCGACAUGACCUUCCUGAUGCAGUCGAGGAUCCAGCAAGUUCAGUCAGUGCAUCAGCCGCUGCGGCAAGGCAGUUGCAGAGCCUUCGCCGGAAGAGCGAUGAAAUCGAAGCAGGCAUCAUGCAAAACAAUGCCGCGGUGGAGAAGAACGGGAAGUCCCUGCACUCGGGGGAGGCCUUGCCAAAAGAGCACUCGGAAGAGCACAAAGCCAGCAAGCCAAAGGCCAGUCGGCCCUGUUGGUCAAGCGAAGAGGUGGCUUGCUCUCUGAGGACAGCCACGAUGCUGGUGAUUGUUCAGAACAUGUGCUUUUUCCUCUUGCUAGUACCUUCCGCUCUCGGUGAAUGCCAGGAGAAUCGCACCUGCAUGCCGCUGCUGAGCUUGGUUGCUUUGUUCCUCGACGUGACCAUCUUCACUGGACAUUUGAUGUUGGGAUACUUCGAGACGGCAUACAGGAAGGAGUUCCCCAGUAACAACUUCUGGCUAUUGACCGUUGUAUGGUCAAUCUGGAACAUGCUGUCGCAUCCUUUCUGGCGAGACAACCUCGUUGAUUUAUUUGUGGUGUGGCCGCAGGAGCUGCACACGAUCUUGAACAUUGCUGCUGUUGUGGUGUGUUCGCUAACGCAGAUGAUGCCAUCAUGGAGGCAUCUAGCAUGUAUGGUGAUGGGCGAGUUCUUCUUGAGCCUCGCGCUCUCGGCUGCGGAGGUGCUCAGUGCAUUCGUGGAAGCUCUCGAUCCAACAGCACUGGAUUCGCCCACGGUCCGGUUUGACCUGGUGAUCUUCAACAUUGCCAUUUUGAUUAUCGGGUCGACUAUUGUGCUUGGCGCCUUGAACCCUGAGAAGGACAUUAAGAGUGGAGACUCUGAAGCAUUGUCGCUCACGUCUGCUCUUCAUUCCCAGGCCUUCGAGGAUGACCUUGAACGACGGAAACGAGCUGUGUUGACGGCCCUCUGUGACACUGUGCUGACGACUAACGCCUACUUUGCUAUUUCCGCCAGCAACGAAAGUGCGGACAGGCUCUUCAAGAGGCCGAUGUUACAUGAGAUUUUCACAGACUACUUGAAGGACAACGCGGAGAAGGCAAAGUUUCUCUCGUCGAUGAAGAAGCAGUUUCCUGAAGAUGAUUCUCUGAGUGACGGUCCAAAGCGGCUGCGGGUCACCAUGCGCGAUGCGCAGGGGAAGCUUUUUGAAACUGACGUAGUGGUCUCGGAUGCCAGCACGGAUCUGAGGACAGGAAAAGCUUCAAAGCUGAUGGUCGCUAUGCACAUACGACCAGAGUAUCGAUCACAAGUUCUGGCAGAGGCCGCGAAGCGUCCGAACCGAUGGAGGGACGCAGGAACGGACGCCUCAGCCCCCAGUCCCAAUCCCGUGAUGGCCGGCCUCGCGGGCCUGGCAGGUGAUCUGCAGUCCAUGGGCAUGGCCAUUGAGUCGGUGCAGGUGAACGACCCUUUGAGAUCUCCUCCGCCACAGCUCAAAGGAAUCGAGGAGCAGCAGCGCCUCUUCCAUCGAGACUUCAGCCAGGAGCUGCUCAGCAUCUAUCGAGAUCUGCUGCGAAGCGAUACGGUCAAACAGUCAGGUCCGUCACCAUCCGCCAGAUCUUCCAUGGUCUCAAAGUCAGGACCACCGAGGAUACGCUUGCACCGAGCCAACUACGAGUCCUUCCGUCGUCGUACUUCUUUCGCGGCCGGGCUGGGAGAACAACAGGUUGAUUUGAGGAGCUUAUCCUUCUCAGACGGGGAGACAAAAUAG